UCCACUUCUCUCAAGAUUUCCUGUGAAUCAUGAAAUGAUGUCAUCAACUUGUUAGUCCACCGAGGGGCUUAUCAGAAUCACAACGAAUACCUCGGAAAUGACAGUUACCACAAGGCUUCUAAACAGAGACGAGGGGUCCUCAUGUUGCAUCUGCGACCGUUCUGCUGACUAAUGCCUUUCCCCCAGUCAGACCACAUCCUUCCAGACAAGCGUAUAAAGACAAGUGUGUGAUUCGAGGCGAGUUUCAGAGCCUCCAGCGUUUAUCAAAGAGAAGGAGAAGAAGAAAUGUUUCGUCCAAAGGAUCUCAUUGUUUUGAUCUCUGGUGUGGUUGUCCUCGUCGUCUGGCCAGGUGAUGCUUCUGAGAUCAUCGGUGGGACAGAAGUGGAGCCCCACUCCAUGCCUUUCAUGGCUCUGACACAGAAACCGGACUGUGGGGGGAUACUGAUCGACCUAUCAUGGGUCCUCACUGCGGCCCACUGCAAGGGGGCUAAGGAGGUGCUUCUUGGGGUGCACUCCAAAAAAAAGGAAAAGGACUCCAGGCAGGUCCGCACGGUUAAGAAAAGUUUUGCUCAUCCUUGCUAUGAUGCAACAGAUAAGGUCAAUGACGUCAUGCUGCUCAAGCUCAAAAAACCAGUGAAGCAAACCAAGACGGUCAAAUCUCUCCCGUUGGACAAAGCUGCCAAAGACCCCGAGGCUAACACCAUCUGCCGGGUGGCUGGAUGGGGGGCGACCAAAAACCGUGGUACGGCGUCGGACGUCUUGAUGGCCGCCAACGUGACCGUGAUCGACCGGCAGAAGUGCAACGCCGCAGACUACUACGGCCUGAAUCCUGUCAUCACCCGAGGCAUGAUAUGUGCCGGCUCUAAUGGUAACAACAGGGUCGACACCUGUCAGGGGGAUUCAGGAGGCCCACUUUUGUGCGAUGGAGCUCUUGUCGGUGUCACGUCAUUUGGAAGGGGGUGUGGCAUGCUCAAGCGUCCCGGAGUGUACUCUUUCCUGUCCGAAACCAUGUUUGACUGGAUCAAAAACACCAUGAAAAAGUCUGAAAUAUAGGAAGCCCUCUUUAAUAACUGUAGUUCUGUAUUCCUUGACCAAGUUAAAGACUUAAUGUCUAUCUUUGUUCUUAUUUCACAUCCACCUUACUAUCCUACUCUUGCCUACUCAAAAGGAAUUCACAUGUUUUUUUUUUUCCAAAGCUGUUGUUAUGUUAAAAAAAACCUUAAGGCUGGAAUAAAUGACUUCACGAUGCGUUGAAGUGGUUUUAAUAAAAAUCAGAAGUUGUGAUGCAGAGGCUGAGCCUUUACAAUAAACAGUC
Molecule: messenger RNA, 1315 nt
Organism: Pungitius pungitius (ninespine stickleback)
Lineage: Eukaryota; Metazoa; Chordata; Actinopteri; Perciformes; Gasterosteidae
Product: granzyme A-like
Exons: 5
Coding region: 286-1053 (255 amino acids)
Biological process (GO): proteolysis
Molecular function (GO): serine-type endopeptidase activity
Source: RefSeq, a predicted model, not a curated record